CAGGCAUCUUGAUCUUUUUUGCUAGCUCUGCCUCGCAGCUCCUUCUGGAAGAAUGAGCCCUGUAUUCAUUACAGCAGCUAGAGACAAAUUACAGAACAGACUCAAAAAGGAGCUAACCCAGAAGGAUCCUAAGCCCAACAGCAAAUGAGAGAUUUUUUUUCUUUGUGAACUACUUAGUUUUCCAGGAUUUUACAUCAUGAAUCAUCCAGACGGAGAAAGGAAAGGAACAGGGAUAGAAAGGCAGCCAACAUCAACACAGAAGAAAACGGAGUACCAAGCCACAGAACCCCCGGAUGGAGGGUGGGGAUGGAUGAUAGUGCUUCAUUUCUUUCUGGUAAACGUGUUUGUGAUGGGAAUGCUAAAGACUUUUGGAAUUUUCUUUGUGGUUUUCCAAGAAGAAAUUGGAGGCUCUUCAGAGAAGAUCAGCUGGAUUGGCUCCAUCAUGUCCUCUCUCCGCUUCCUAGGAGGUCAGCAGGAAUCUGCCCACUGGCUAGUGUAACUGCAGAGAAGCUGGGAGAGCGAUUAACUUCUGUCAUUGGGGCAGGCCUAAUUGGCAGUGGCUGCCUGAUCAGCACACUGGCUACUAGCAUCUCUUUCCUCUGUGUGUCUAUGGGGCUUCUGCUGGGGCUGGGUUUUGCUUGCUUGUAUCAAACUGCCGCCGUCAUGACUGCCAGAUACUUUAAGAAGCGACUAGCUCUAUCCGUUGCAAUUGCUCGGUCAGGAAUGGGAUUGACAUUUGUACUGGCACCUUUCACUCAACUUUUGAUAGACAUAUAUGGGUGGCAAGGUACAUUACUGAUAUUUGGAGGCAUCAUGUUAAACCUUGUGCCUUCAAGUAUGUUGCUUCGCCCUAUUAACCUCAAAUAUUCCCAAGACUCUCCUUGUAAAAAUAAAGGAAAUGGAUCACUAACACACGACAAACGUUCAGUGGCUGUCACUGACCACUGUGAUGAAAAUAGCAGCAAAGAAACGGAGUUGAAGGGCGGACUGGGGCAAGACUACAUUGUUACAAGCAAGUGCCAGUCAACUGGAACUGCAGGAUGUGUAGUUACAGUAAACUCCACUGGUUUGGAAGGGCCUGAGAAAGACCCCCCCAUCAGCAACUCUUCAGAUGCAGCCGAAAAGACUGAGAGCAGCUGUAAUAACCUCCAGUGGGCAAAGGAAAAGCCUAAGUCCCAGUCUGCUCCUUCCAAGCAACUUCUCCUCCAUCUCUCCCUGCUGAAAGAUCCUUUCUUCUGCAUUUUCACCUGGUCUUUUCUGUUCAGCCAGCUGGCCUACUUCAUUCCCACCUUCCACCUAGCAGCAAGAGCCAGAACACUGGGCAUAGACAACAUGAGUGCCUCCUACCUCAUUUCAGUGGCUGGGAUCACAGAGACAGUAAGCCAGCUGCUCUCAGGGUGGAUUGCUGAUCAGAACUGGACCAAGAAGUAUCAUUAUCAUAUGACUUACCUCACCCUGUGUGGCAUUACUAACCUGUUGUGCCCGCUGGCUACUUCUUUCCCAUUACUUAUGACCUAUACAGUAGCUUUUUCCAUUUUUGGCGGUGGAUACCUGGGUCUGCUGCUCCCUGUGCUGGUGGAUCUUGUAGGGGUCCCCAGACUCCACAGUUACUUAGGAUUUGCCUCAUUCUUUGCUGGGAUAGCAGCCAUCGCUGGACCUCCUAUAGCAGGUUGGCUGUACGAUUACACGCAGACAUAUGCCUGCUCCUUCCUCUUUGCUGGAACCUGUGCGCUCAUUUCACCCAUUUCCUUCUUCUUUGUGCCUCUGGCCCAGAAAUGGAAGCUAAAAAAAGAAGAUGGUUUGAGCAUAAUUACAGCUUAGCUGAAGAAGUUUUGCUGCAGUUGGGACGGGACAGUUUGGCUUGUGUACAAUAAGAAAGUGAACAUUAGGAGGCGUUCUUCACCAAGUAAUAAAAAGACACCAAGAUUAAAGAGAAGUGUCAUGUUUGAAGACAGAGACUCAAUUUAACUUACUCUGCUUAAAUGUUAUUGCUUCAUGCGACUGAAGUGGACUGAAUUAGUUUUAAGUUUUACUCAAAACAUCCAGGUGAAGAUGCAUUUCAGUCACUUUUUGGCUCCUAAAAUAUCCUGUUUGGUAGGAAGCCUAGUUGUCUUUUAUCAACUUUACUGCUUCCGUUUUUUGCAAAGAUGUAAUACAUUUAAACAUCAUUAGUCAGAGCCUUAGUUUUAGAAAAAUCAUUUCCAUUUCUUCAGCUCACAUAACCAGUGAUUUUAGCCUAAACAGUAAAAAACAGACUCACUUUCAGG
Molecule: messenger RNA, 2267 nt
Organism: Alligator sinensis (Chinese alligator)
Lineage: Eukaryota; Metazoa; Chordata; Crocodylia; Alligatoridae
Gene: SLC16A4
Product: solute carrier family 16 member 4
Exons: 9
Coding region: 307-1821 (504 amino acids)
Biological process (GO): transmembrane transport; monocarboxylic acid transport
Molecular function (GO): monocarboxylic acid transmembrane transporter activity
Source: RefSeq, a predicted model, not a curated record